AUGGAACAAGCCAAAUCUGCAACAAUAAAGGUGUUUAGACAGUUCCCAAAAGAACUCUUCCGCCUGAACAAUGGGUGGCAAGUCCUCCUGCGUCCGCGGACUAAACGCUCCUCAGGGCAUGAGAUCACCACCAAGCCAAAAGACCUUCACGACCUCCCGGACAGCAAGCCUCGCGUAGAGCCGAAAGCCUUGGACCCGGAAACUUACAGUGGCCCAAAUGGCGCCGCAAUGUUCCCGAACACAACUCAUCUACAGUAUUGUGUACUAGGGUUUCUCCGCAAAAGAAAUCCCGUCAUAUACAAAAUUCAAGAAGGUACAAAGCUGCCAGAAGAACUCCUCUUAGUCCGCGAGACACCAGAUGGACGGAACUGGUCGCUGCAACCAGCACAAGAGAUGACUCUUGAAAAUUUAAAUCUCAAAAUCACACAGUUCCUAAGGGACAAUGGGGCAGUGAUGAACCGGCAGCAGUUCCUGAAAGUGUAUCCCAAAGCUACUGACCCACGAUCGCCUCUGCAUCCCCUUCCGAAAAACUGGAAGGUGAAAAGGUAA
Molecule: messenger RNA, 549 nt
Organism: Clonostachys byssicola
Lineage: Eukaryota; Fungi; Ascomycota; Sordariomycetes; Hypocreales; Bionectriaceae
Source: the annotation of a GenBank genome assembly